Esox lucius (northern pike) is the source of this 873-nucleotide messenger RNA. RefSeq names its product chymotrypsin B-like. NCBI's taxonomy places the organism in Eukaryota, Metazoa, Chordata, Actinopteri, Esociformes, Esocidae. Gene Ontology annotation, biological process: proteolysis. The coding region runs from base 1 to 789 and encodes 262 amino acids. Gene Ontology annotation, molecular function: serine-type endopeptidase activity. The record is from RefSeq and is a predicted model, not a curated record. The transcript has a single exon.
AUGGCUUUUCUCUGGUUCCUGUCCUGCCUGUCCUUGGUCAGCGCUGCCUACGGCUGCGGCAGGCCCGCCAUCAAGCCGGUGGUGUCCGGCCACGGCCGCGUCAUCAACGGCGAGGAGGCCGUGCCGCACUCCUGGCCCUGGCAGGUCUCCCUGCAGCAGAACGGGGGGCAUUUCUGUGGCGGGUCUCUGCUCAGCGAGUACUGGGUGGUGACCGCCGCUCACUGCAAUGUCAAGACGUCCCACAGCGUGGUGGUCGGGGAGCACGACCUCCGGGCCAACGCCGAAGCCGUCCAGGUCCUGAAGCCGGCCAAGGUGUUCACCCACUCCAUGUGGAACCCGAGUACCGUCAAGAACGACAUCAAGCUGAUCAAGCUGGCCACGCCCGCCACCCUCAGCGCCAAGGUUUCGCCCGUGUGCCUGGCCUCGUACGAGGACAACUUCGCCGCCGGCGCGACCUGCGUGACGUCCGGCUGGGGCAUGAGCCGCUAUGAGCCCGCCAGCUACCCCGACAGGCUGCAGCAGGGCGCCGUGCCCCUGCUGUCCCACGCCGAGUGCAAGGCGUACUGGGGCAACAGCGUCCUGGACAUGAACAUCUGCGCGGGGGCUAACGGCGUGUCCUCGUGCAUGGGCGACUCCGGCGGACCGCUGGUCUGCCAGAAGGAGGGCGCGUGGAGCCUGGUCGGCGUCGUGUCCUGGGGCAGCAGCGGCUGCUCCACCUCCGUCCCGGCUGUGUACACCCGCGUGGCCGAGGUCCGCGUCUGGCUGGACAUGACCAUGAUGCUCAACUGAGAGGGCGGUGUUUUGCACUGCGCCGUUCUGUGUGCACGUCGGUGGUACAGUGCGUGUACUGUCUAAUGUUCAGUGUCAACGCGC